AUGCUUCCUUCUUUCAUUACUCACAUCCAAAGCCCCAGUUCUCACCAUCAUAACCCUUUACCUUCUUUGCCUUUCCCUACAGAUUUUCUGGAUGAAUCUUUCCUGAUAAGCCAGGUCUUCCUACCACAGCAAGACGCAGCACAAAUUGUUGUUGAAUCUCCUAUAAAAGUUUGCAAGAAGCUUGAGAACAAUAAGAAGAAUGAGAAUUGCGUUGAAGGAACCACCUCACAAGGCGGUGGAAAGAAUGUUCCAAGGAAAAGAAUGGGAAAAAAAAGGGACAGACAUAGUAAGAUCUUCACCGCUCAAGGUCCUAGAGACCGAAGGAUGAGGCUAUCUCUUCAGAUUGCUCGCAAGUUCUUCGAUCUUCAAGAUAUGUUGGGUUUCGACAAGGCGAGUAAGACGAUCGAAUGGCUUAUCUCAAAAUCAAAGGCUUCCAUCAAACAAGUUAAAGAAAGUGUGGCUGCAUCUGGAGGAGGAGAAGACUAUGAACAUCUACAGGUUGAUGAAAAGGCAAAGGAUGAGUCUUUGAAGGUCUCAAGGGGAAGAACAAAGACGGUGGAUAACUCUGGUAGGAAGAAAGAGUCAAGAGAGAAAGCUAGAGAACGAGCAAGAGAGAGAACAAUGAAGAAGAUGAAGCUGAGAUUUUCAGGACUAAUUGACACCUCGAAUACGCUUUUAGAUCCUCAUCCAGAAACAAGAAAGAUAAAGAUAACCGGUGGUGCACAAGUAGAAGGGGAAAAUCAAGAACAAGAGUUGAGUAAUAAUGUGAACAUGGUUGAGUGUCAAAUGGAUUCUGUGAGCAUCAUAGAGAAGUUUCUUGGACUAACCAGUGAAUCUAACUCCUCUUCCAUCUUCGGAGACUCCGAGGAAUGUUACACAACUCUUAGCUCAAUAAUCGCUAGUACUUCAACAGCAGGAAUGGUGACACCAAGGGAACACAAACCAAUUCCGACAGAAGCAGUAGAUGAGGAGAGAAACCUGAUUUCAUCCUUUUCUCUAUACGAUUAUCUUUGCUACUGA
Molecule: messenger RNA, 1020 nt
Organism: Microthlaspi erraticum
Lineage: Eukaryota; Viridiplantae; Streptophyta; Magnoliopsida; Brassicales; Brassicaceae
Source: the annotation of a GenBank genome assembly